AUGUCAUCUGAGUUUGCGCGUGGUUUGAACAUCGCUUUACGGUCUGACGAUAGCUUGGAGCCCGACCUACCGGGCAAUCUACCUCCUGACCGGGGUAUGCCGUUCCGCAUCGAAACUCAACCGGGCGCUACCCCGGUCAAUCGCCCCAUCUACCGGUUGUCUCCCUCAGAGUUGGAGGAGUUGCGGCGCACUCUGGAUGACCUCCUUGCAAAGGGGUUCAUCCGCCCGAGCAACUCUCCCUGGGGGGCCCCCGUCCUCUUCGCCCCCAAGAAGGACGGGGGCUUGCGCUUUUGCAUUGACUACCGGGGACUUAAUAAACAAACCGUUAAAAAUGCGUACCCUCUUCCCCGGGCCGAUGACCUCAUCGACCAACUCCACGGUGCUAAAUUCUUUUCUAAAAUCGACUUGCGCUCCGGUUAUUGGCAAAUUCCCAUCCAUUCUGACGACGUAUCGAAGACUGCUUUUAGGACUCGAUAUGGGCAUUUUGAAUGGCUUGUCCUUCCCUUCGGUCUGACUAAUGCCCCUGCCGCUUUCAUGGAUUUGAUGCAGAGUGUUUUCCGGGAUUUGCUUGACCGGGGCGUUGUCAAUUUUCUUGACGACAUUCUCAUUUACUCCGACUCUGCAGAGGAACACGAGCGCCUUCUUUGGGAGGUGUUCACACGUCUCCGCAAGCACACUCUCUUCGCCAAGGAGUCCAAGUGUGAAUUAUGGCGUACCGAGGUUACCUUCCUCGGCCACGUCAUAAAUGCUGACGGGGUGUCAAUGGAGGCAUGCAAGGUUGCGGCGGUAACCGCAUGGCCUCAACCCCAGGACCCGGGCGAUAUUCGCUCAUUUCUUGGCUUAGCGGGCUUUUACCGCCGAUUUGUUCGCGAUUUUUCUCGCAUUGCUACCCCUCUGACUGAUUUGCUGGUGAAGGGUGCAAAAUUCGAGUGGACGGAAACGCAUAACCACGCGUUCCAUUCAUUUAAAUUUCAGCUAACCCAUGCACCGAUCCUACGCCCCUUUCACCCUGACCUACCUUGUACACUUGACAUCGACGCCUCUGACUUUGCUGUUGGUGGUGUACUCUUGCAAGGUACCAACGGUACCAACCUGCAACCGGUCGCGUUCGAGUCGAAGCGCCUCAACCGCGCUGAGCGCAACUACUCCGCUCGCGACCGGGAGCAGCUGGCGUUGGUACACGCUACGCACAAGUGGCGGCAUUAUCUACUAGGCCGCCCGGUCACCGUCCGUACCGACCACCGACCACUCUUUUUUCCACUCAAACUCGAGUACAUGCGCUCCCGCCACCACCGGUGGGAGGAGCAACUCGCACAAUUUAACCUCAACCUCACGUACAGGGAAGGGCGGCUCAACAUUGUACCGGACGCCCUCUCCCAGCGCCCGGACCACAAGCCGGAGCCUCCCACUAACCAACUCGUCCUUGCAGCAGUGUCAUCCUUGAUCCCCGACCGGGCAUUCCUAACCGAUGUCCGCCUUGCUACCACCGCUGACCCCUAUGCCCAGAUGGCUGUCUCGCGCAUGAUCCUGGCUGACAUUGCUUUUGCCUCGUUCUCGCUUGACGAUGGGUUGCUCUAUAACUCCGGCUGCUUGUACAUCCCUCCUGUACCUGAACUCCGCACACGCGUACUACGUACUAACCACGACUGUAACGUCUCUGCCCAUCUAGGUAUGGACAAGACUGAGGAACUCACCAACCGCACCUUCUACUGGCCGGACCUCCAAGCGGAUGUCCGGCGUUACAUACGCUCAUGCGACGCGUGCCAACGCAACAAGCCCAGCAACCGCCGCCCUGGGGGACUCUUACAGCCUAUUCCUAUCCCCCAGGAGCGGUUGGAGCAAAUUACUAUGGACUUAAUUGCGGGCUUACCUAAAACCACUCGAGGAAAUUCCGGCAUUGCUGUUUUCGUCGACCGGUUAUCUAAAGAAAUAAAAAUCGCACCCAUCUCUGAUGACACCACUGCCCCUGCCAUCGCUCGAGUAUAUUUUGAUAAUGUUUUCCGUCAUAAGGGCUUGUCGCGCGUCAUUAUCUCUGACAGGGACCCCCGGUUCACUUCUAACUUUUGGCGUACCCUUUUCAGGCUCCUUGGUACCAAACUCUCCUUCUCCACCGCCUUCCACCCCCAAACCGACGGUCAAACCGAACGCGUCAACCGGGUCAUCGAGGAAGCCCUCCGACCCUACGUUAACGCCCGGCAUUCUGACUGGGACCUCCACCUUACCCCUAUCGAGUUCGCCUAUAACAACUCGGUACAGCUUUCCACCGGUCACUCCCCCUUCUACCUCAACACCGGUAGACACCCCCUCACACCUUCCAACCUCCUCAAACCACCCUCCUCCGAUACACCCGCCGCCGAUCAAUUCCUCGACAACAUUGCCACCUCCCUACAAAACGCCAAAACACUCCUCGUACUCGCCCAAAACCGACAAAAACAGUACGCCGACCUGCGUCGCCGCCCACUUACCUUCCAACCCGGCGACCAAGUCUAUCUAUCCACCGCCCACCUGUCGCUCCCUACCCGCUCCCAAGUACGCAAACUAGCACCCAAAUACACCGGUCCCUUCACUGUACAACAAGCUAUCUCCGAAGCUGCGUACAAACUAGACCUACCCGACCACAUGACCAUCCACCCGGUUUUCCACGUAUCCCAGCUAAAACCCUACCACCCAAACGACCCGACCCGUUCACCGACCGCGACCCGCCACCCCCUCCUCCGGUACUCACCGCCGACAACCCCCAACACCCUAUCGACAGUGUUGUAG
Messenger RNA from Klebsormidium nitens, 2763 nucleotides. The record is from the annotation of a GenBank genome assembly. NCBI's taxonomy places the organism in Eukaryota, Viridiplantae, Streptophyta, Klebsormidiophyceae, Klebsormidiales, Klebsormidiaceae.